AUGGGACGACCAUCCCGGGCGAUCGGGCGCCCGAAGGCGUCCCGAGGCAGCUGCUCCACCUCGCCCCAGUCAACGUCCCCCCCCUCCUCUUCCUCCUCUUCCUCCCCAGCCCCGAGGGGCAAGUUCUCCUUGUCCUCCUCUUGGGAGGACACCCCCUCCCUCUGA
Messenger RNA from Penicillium salamii, 165 nucleotides. Lineage: Eukaryota; Fungi; Ascomycota; Eurotiomycetes; Eurotiales; Aspergillaceae. The record is from the annotation of a GenBank genome assembly.